AUGACGAGCUUUGCUAUACUGGCGUUGGCCACUUCGAGAGCUUUUUGUGGACUUAAUGGCAGGGUGGCGGCGCCCCUUAAGCUCAAUCAGAAGAAAGCGGCUUACAUACUGGCACGAACUCCGUCAUUAGGCUACUCCAACCAGGCACGAAUAAAAUCAAGUGUGAAGAACUUGUUCCAGCCGGGUGAUCUAGAUUCGGCGCCGAUCACCACCUGCGUUGAGGACUUCGUGGCGUCGAAGCGCACAUCUAAGCAGAGACGCGGUGCUCGAUAA
Molecule: messenger RNA, 273 nt
Organism: Phytophthora nicotianae INRA-310
Lineage: Eukaryota; Oomycota; Peronosporomycetes; Peronosporales; Peronosporaceae
Exons: 3
Coding region: 1-273 (90 amino acids)
Source: RefSeq, a predicted model, not a curated record